Molecule: messenger RNA, 1766 nt
Organism: Lasiosphaeria miniovina
Lineage: Eukaryota; Fungi; Ascomycota; Sordariomycetes; Sordariales; Lasiosphaeriaceae
Product: Borealin N terminal-domain-containing protein
Exons: 3
Coding region: 292-1554 (420 amino acids)
Biological process (GO): mitotic sister chromatid segregation
Cellular component (GO): chromosome passenger complex; spindle midzone; chromosome, centromeric region
Source: RefSeq, a predicted model, not a curated record
GUUGAUUUGCCAAGCCUUUUCCAGCCCGCACGGGGAGCCGUGUCCCCAACACCUGGCUGAGAAGCUCUCAGUGGUCCGAGCUUUUUUUUUGUUUACUCUCCAAAACACUGGCCAUUCACGUCGCAGCGCCAGCGUCCCACGGCACCCCUUCUAGCGAACUUCAAACAGUAAACCGCUCCGAAGCAAGACCUCAACAACAAACGACAACAACAACCGCCGUGGCCUUUCGCAACAACCAAUCCUUAGAAACCUCGCCCUUUUUUACGACGAUCAACCCAUUUAUCAACGAGAAUGCCUCCCGCGCGCGGCAGAAAGCGAAAGUCGAACCAAUCCACGGUUUCGAACGAUGACGAGCACUACCAGCAGAACGCGCCCGUCAUGGCAACAAGUCCGCAGAAAAUUCCGACAAAGACAGGGAGCCCCAGCGCAGCAGACCAGCGCCAUCAGGAGAGUCCGGCCAAGAAGAGAAAGCUGAACAGCAGCAUCACGCUUGCGCAGAAGCAGGCGCUGAUUGACAACUUGCAGCUUGAGAUAACGGAACGGGCCCGGAAGCUGCGAGCAAACUACAACAUCCACGCACAGAGUCUGCGGACGCGGAUUGAGAUUCGCGUCAACCGCAUCCCGCUCUCGCUGCGCAAGGUCAAAAUGGGCGAGCUGCUGCAGAAAUUCUCAGCCGAGCAGCAGCAGCAGCAUCAGCAGCAGCAAGCGCAACGGACAGCAGUAGUUGCUGCUGCCAAUGCUGCAACCAGGGGCCCUCCGGUGCCCGCGAAAGACGCCGUGACCAAACGCCCUCCCCUGGCUAGCGCGCCCAUGUUCGCCUCUGGAUCUGUGUCUCCGAUGCGGCCAGCUAAGAGACUGAGCCAUGAGAUAUCUGGCGGUGGCGACAAGGAGAACGACUUUGAGCGCAACAUUGAGAAUCCAAAGAAGAAGACGCGCGCCGGCCCGGCCACGGAGCUCGUGCGCAAUCCGGGGCAGGUGCUGUCGCCGACGUCGUCGAACUCGCGGAUCCAGCGCGGUGGUGAGCGGGCCCAGCCUCCACCUCCGACGCCAGGUGGGCGGUCGGGCAUUGCGCGCCCCGUGUCGCCAACCAAGAUGGGCGGCACGAGCCUACUGAGCAACAUGGUAGAGAAGUCGCGUUCGACGCGCGCUGCGGCCACGGCACGCAAGACGACAACGUCGACCACAGCGAGCUCCGCUAACGGCGGCGGAGCCACGACGACGAUGACGACGACGACGACGCGAACGAGGAGGGGAGCCACAGCAGCUGCGCCCCCACCGCCCUCGAGGCCUGCAACGCGGACGGCGCAGAGAGUUAGUGCCACCAGCGAGUCCAGCGACGGCAGCACCUCGACCGUGGUGAGGAAGCGGCCAGCCACGGCCAUGGCAACACACAAGGCUGCGGCGCCAGCCCCCGCUCCCGCCAAGCGCACUGUUAUGGGCACGAUCAAGAAGGGAGUCGCGGCCGGCACGAGCAGGAAGGCCCCCGCGAGCAAGACUGCCCCGCCAGCGGCUUCAACGGCUGGUACUGGAAGAGUUUUGAGGAAGCGAGCUUGAUGGCGCCCCGUCCUUCGGUAGUUUGCAUGAGAUUAGGGGCGGUUGCCACUGGCGUUUGGGAAAGCAUUACAUAUCGAUUGUCAGAGUGAGUGAUUGACGCAUGGUUUAUGACGGAUUUUCCAUCUCAGUGUCUUGUCUGGAUUAUAGUUUCGGCGGAGUCUGUUUUUUUAGAGCUGGCAAAUAGGUUUCGUUCUCGAGUCAUAAUGUCAUCG